GGGAUCCAUGGGGGCAAAUACUGCAGUAAGGUACCUGUACCACCAGUACAGAGAGUCAUCCUGCACUUUGACCUGGACUGUUUCUAUGCCCAGGUUGAAAUGAUCCGCAACCCAGCACUGCGAAAUGUGCCUUUAGGUGAUUUAUUUUACAUACUAUUUCUAGUUUGUCUCCUUUUUUGUGAAUUUUGUGUGUCUAAGCGUAUUACUGUAUCAUUUUUCAACAUGUCAAUGGAAGCACUAGUUGCGUAACAACUUCUCUCUGGACUCCUUGUAGGUAUUCAGCAAAAGUACAUCAUCGUCACCUGUAACUACGUGGCCAGGGACCUUGGUUUGACAAAGCUGAUGUUAGUGACAGAUGCCAAAGAGAAGUGUCCUCAGCUCGUGCUGGUCAAGGGAGAGGACCUGACACACUACAGAGAGACAUCUUACAAAGUCACAGGUAAUCAACUCAGUAACUCUUGAAAUGAGUUAACCACCACAAACAGCUAGAACAGUGAUGAUCUCACAAACAUCAGAUAAAUCAUUUUUUAUAGCCACAGUGUUAUGCUCUAAUGAAUUCUACCUUACUAUCAGUUUUUUUCUUUCUUAUGGAAAAACUCUCACCUGUCUCUGUGCUGUCCCCCAUUCAGAGUUGCUGAUGUCGUUCUGUCCAUUAGUAGAGCGGCUGGGGUUUGAUGAGAACUUCAUGGACAUCACAGAGAUGGUGGAGAGGAGGAUGGAACAGACCCCAGAGUCUGCUCACUAUUCAUACAAAGGCCACGUUUACAAUCAUGACAGUGAGUAGCAUAAGGUCUAGCAGCAUUCCGCCUGGGGACUUAUGAAACCAGGAUAUGGGUUGUGAAACAACCUGUGACGCUAAAUGUAUAAACAUUUGCAUUGCACUUUCAGUUUCCUACAUUUAGAGCCACUGUGGGUUUGGAUUCUUAACCUUAGCCUUUAGUUAUAAGAAAUUAAAUGUCUACAUACUAACAAUCAGGUUGAGAUUAUGUGAAAUUUUACCAUGGAUUGUGUAUCUUUUUGUUUUGUCUACUCAGCCUCAGAUGCCAAAGUCAUGGACCACCCUAGACUAGCGGUGGGCUCACACAUUGCAGCUGAACUGAGAGCAGACAUCCACAGCAAGCUGGGCCUCACUGGCUGUGCGGGUGUUGCUACCAGUAAACUGCUGGCCAAACUGGUGUCAGGCACCUUCAAACCAAAUCAACAAACCACACUUUUGCCAGAGAGUGUCAAAGACAUCAUGGGCAGUCUAAGUGGUUUACGUAAAGUACCAGGUAUAGAUCUACGUUUUAUUUCUAAUUUGACUCUCAGCAAGUUAUCCAAAUCACUACAUGAAGUAGAGGAUAGUGGUAGAGUAUCCAGCCUGUUGAUCCAUGUAGCCCACAGCCGUAAUCACCUCUGUAGCUGUUGUCAUUCCAUUCAGUGCUUUACCUUUACCCAUUAUGGCCCAUUUCAGGAGUAGGCCACCAGACUGCUAAGAGGCUUCAGGCCCUGGGAUUGGUUAGUGUACAGGACCUGCAGCUCUUCCCAUUGGCUGACCUGGUGAGGGAGUUUGGAGCCUCCACUGCUCAGCGUCUCCAGAAUCUGGCCUUGGGCAUCGAUGACACUGCAGUCACCCCCACUGGUGCUCCACAGGUGUGAGAUGAAAACUGAUCAAUGAAAUUACCAGUUUUCAGCUAAUACUGUUACAGUGCACAUAUUGAUAUGUCUUUCUGUAUUUUUCUCCCUAUCUUCAUAAUAUCCCAGUCUCUUAGCGAUGAAGACUCCUUCAAGAAAAUGUCCUCAACCAAUGAAGUUAGGCAAAAGGUUGAGGAUCUGUUGAGUAGCCUUUUAGACAGGUAAUCAUAAGGUUUGAAUUGCAAGGUGCAGAAACGGUUGAAUCUCCAAGUAGUGUUUCUGCUCUUAAGUUGAACUAAGCUGUCUUGGUUUUAGGAUGCAUAAAGAUGGCAGGCAGCCUUUGACCCUUCGACUGACCAUCAGGCGUUACUCUGCAACCAACAAGUGGUUCAGCCGGGAGAGCAGGCAGUGUCCCAUCCCCAACCACAUUGGGCAAAAGAUAACCUCUGGUACCUGUUAAAUAAUUCUCAUACAAAUAUGGAGUAUAUUUUGUCUGCAAGUCAUUAGGAAUUUAAAAUGUACUGCCAAUGGCAUUGGCAAAUAUGCAGUAGCUAUUGUUUAGUACCUAGUGUACUAUGUAUCUACAUUUUAACAGUACAUUAAUUUCUAAGGAUGGAUUUCACAGAUCUUGAAUGGUAGAUCAGUUACUGUGCAUUUAGCAGCUAACCGUACUUAAAUCUGCUGUGUUUAUCAGGCAACAGUGAUGCCUUGGCCCAGCUGGUCACCAUGGCCAUGAAGCUCUUCCACAAGAUGGUGGACACCAGCACAGCCUUCCACCUCACCCUCCUCAACAUGUGCUUCAGUAACCUGCAGGCCAGGUGUGCUGCUGUCAGCAAGGGAUCCAUCGCCUCCUUCUUCACACACAGAUCUCCUGAGAAAACCCAGGCCUCCUCUCGGUGUCAGGUAAGAAGACAUGUGGAUGCAUUAGAAAUCAACUAGUAUCGCUGUCUAAGCCUUUACCCAGCCAUGUGCACUCUGUAUGUGCCAUCUUUAGAAUUCUGAAAAUGUGCAUCCUUGCUCUCUCCUUCCCCUCUAGGAUGAUCUGUCUCAAAGUGUGCUUGGUAACCUCACGGGACAGGCUGGAUCUGAUGUUGAAGGUAAGACUGAGGAGUUGACUGGUCAGGAUGCAUCACACUGGAUACCAGACAUACCUACCAGUCUUAAGAUCAAGCCUUACACACAGUCAACAUUGCAUAGCCCUGAGGCCUCCCAGCAACAGCAGAUGGUGGGUGAGUGCUGCAUAGGUGGAAGAACAGUAGAUGAUAAAAGGACCAACAGUCCUGGGAUGACAGAUUUUCCUCGAUUGCCACCCAACAUUGACCCUGAGGUGUUUAGACUCCUGCCUGAGGACAUCCAGAAGGAACUGUUAUCACCUGCCUACCCAGAGACCGCCCAUGGCCCCCUCAGCCAUAGCACUCAGUCCGUCAGACCCACAGCAUCUGACCCAGCAGACAGAGCCCACUCAUCUCACCACAACUUUUCAGAACAGCCUGCCUCUCUCUCUCAGCCUGCUCCAUGCAAACUUAAUGACUCAUUUCACAGCACUCCCAUAGACCGAAAAGAAACUGUGAAGGGCUUUGACAGACAGCCCAAUACACUGACAACCAACAACCAACAAGAACACUCAAUCACCUCCCUGCAGUAUUCACUCACAGACCUCUUGGAGGAGGGAAACUCCUCUACAGGCCUCGUGUCACAGAGGCAUUCGGCUGACUGUGGUUUCCCAGGAAACGUGGACCCCAAGGUGUUCUCAGAACUACCUCCAGAGGUUCAGAGAGAGCUACUGUCUGAGUGGAGACAACAGAGACCUGUCCUUAAGAUUUCCUCCUCUUCUAAAAAACAGGGCAAAAGCCCCCUGGCCAGAGAGGGGAAGGCUCCAGCUAAAAGCAGUCAGGCUAAUAACUUAUUGAAGUAUUUCAAACCCAGCUCAGGUUAGAAUGUGUCCGUUAUAUCAAAGGUCACUAUGUGGUGAUUUAGUAUUUGGACAAAUAAUCAAAUAACUCUCUUUUUAUUUUUAGGAUGUUCAGCAAGUGAGAUUCAUACAGCUAUUUUAGUCAAUGCAAAUAUAAGGAAUUGAAUGUUAAAAUAGAAAAUGUUUUAAAUGUUUCAAACAGUGUUUUACGUUUUGUAAACAUAUGGUAAUGUUCCAGG
Molecule: messenger RNA, 3765 nt
Organism: Coregonus sp. 'balchen'
Lineage: Eukaryota; Metazoa; Chordata; Actinopteri; Salmoniformes; Salmonidae
Source: the annotation of a GenBank genome assembly